AAGUGGAACGAAAUAGCGCAGUCCAUAGCUGUGUUUUGAGAACUGGUUGUCACGAACACUGGGUAGCUGAGCUACUGCGACGUGGGACAGUGACACCAUGGAGCAGAGGCAAAGAUUGAACGUGGCCUACGGGGUCAUUUCUGGAGUUGUUAUUUUGUGUGGAAUUAUCUAUGGUGCAUUGACGGGUUCUGUCUCCACCAUCAACUCGUCGUUCCCAGCAUGGGUCUAUUGCUUUGCGUAUAUAACUCCUGGGAUUUGUGGGAUCGUUGCAGCUGCGACCAAAAACACUUGUCUCUACAUCACCCACCUCGUGUUGAGCUUGCUGACCCUUUGCCUGAUGGCCUACGUCAGUUACACUGCUAUUACACUGUUGUCUGUCUUCAGCACCAUCGACCUCUGCCCUGACAGGUACUUUUUAACAUCGGAGCGGGACACAUGUGAAUCAACGUACGGGACGAUCGUGGGCAUUCUGGUCAUCCUCAUCCUGGCCUGGCUGCUCACACUGGCCAAUUGCAUGAUGUCUGGUAUCCUUAGUAACAGACGCCCGGUACGUCACACCUGACUUCACAUGCAUACC
This is a messenger RNA of Haliotis rubra (blacklip abalone), 577 nucleotides long. RefSeq lists its product as uncharacterized. Lineage: Eukaryota; Metazoa; Mollusca; Gastropoda; Lepetellida; Haliotidae. Bases 98 to 562 code for a protein of 154 amino acids. The record is from RefSeq and is a predicted model, not a curated record. The transcript has 5 exons.